Alligator sinensis (Chinese alligator) is the source of this 4212-nucleotide messenger RNA. It is a transcript of the gene CPNE2, whose product is annotated as copine 2. The record is from RefSeq and is a predicted model, not a curated record. Gene Ontology annotation, biological process: cellular response to calcium ion. The transcript is spliced from 17 exons. Lineage: Eukaryota; Metazoa; Chordata; Crocodylia; Alligatoridae. Bases 291 to 1988 code for a protein of 565 amino acids. Gene Ontology annotation, molecular function: calcium-dependent phospholipid binding. Gene Ontology annotation, cellular component: plasma membrane.
CGCGCCGGCCCCGCUGCCUCCGCCGCGAGCCGCGCUCCGGGGGCGGCGCCCAAAGUUUCCGGGAAGCCGCAGCCCAGCCCCUGUCCGGGAAGGUCCUCGGCGCCGGGGGCGGCUCCCCCACAGCCACAGCCGGCAGCGGAGCUCCUCUGCGGCCCCGGGAGAGGCCCGGUUUCUGCAGGAAGAUGCUAACAUUGGUGUGUCUGUCUUUCUUCUGGAUUCGGAGGAUCUUCUGCAGGCAGCAUUCAAAGACUGCACUUGCACAUUUGAGGCGAUGUUAGAUUUCUUCGUCGAUGUCAGCGUUCUGCGAGAGAGAGAGCUUCCGAGAUUGUCUGGAGUUGUUGUUAUCAGAGUCCAUGGCGUACACAGUAAGCCCCACUCCAGCGGGGCCUGUUGGGACCCAGUACUGUGUUUGCAAAGUUGAAUUAUCUGUGUGUGGCCAAAACCUUCUGGACCGAGAUGUGACUUCCAAAUCUGACCCGUUCUGUGUCUUAUUCAUGGAAAUCAAUGGAAAAUGGGUAGAGAUUGACAGAACAGAGACAGCUGUGAAUAACCUCAACCCUGCCUUCUCCAAGAAGUUUGUUGUUGACUACCACUUUGAAGAAGUCCAGAAGCUAAAGUUUGCCCUGUUUGACCAGGACAAGUCCAGCAUGCAACUGUAUGAACAUGACUUCCUGGGGGAAUUCUCUUGCACCUUGGGCACGAUUGUCUCCAGCAAGAAGAUAACAAGAACUCUGCUUCUGGGAAAUGGGAAGCCAGCCGGAAAAGGCAUAAUAAUGAUAGCUGCCCAAGAGCUGUCUGAUAACAGAGUGAUUACCCUGAGCAUGUCUGGUCGAAAACUGGAUAAAAAGGACCUGUUUGGAAAGUCUGAUCCAUUUUUAGAGUUUUAUAAGCCAGGCGAUGAUGGAAAAUGGAUGCUGGUCCAUAGAACGGAGGUGAUUAAAUACACGUUGGAUCCAGUGUGGAAGCCAUUCACUCUGCCUUUAGUGUCACUGUGUGAUGGAGAUAUAGAGAAGCUGAUAAAGGUCAUGUGCUAUGACUAUGAUAGUGAUGGAGGACAUGACUUCAUUGGGGAGUUCCAGACCUCGGUAGCGAAGAUGUGUGAAGCCCAAGAUGCCUUUCCACUAGAACUAGAAUGCAUUAAUCCCAAGAAGCAAAAGAAGAAAAAGAACUACAAGAACUCUGGUAGUAUUAUUGUGAAAUCCUGCAGAAUAACCAGAGAUUACUCUUUCCUGGACUACAUCCUUGGGGGCUGCCAGUUAAUGUUUACUGUUGGAAUUGAUUUUACUGCAUCCAAUGGGAAUCCACGGGACCCGUCGUCUUUGCACUAUAUCAGUCCCAUGGGAACAAAUGAAUACUUGUCAGCUAUCUGGGCAGUUGGACAGAUCAUUCAGGACUAUGACACAGACAAAAUGUUUCCUGCUCUGGGAUUUGGUGCCCAGCUACCACCAGACUGGAAGGUAUCUCACGAGUUCGCCAUUAACUUCAAUCCUACCAAUCCGUUCUGCUCAGGAGUGGAAGGCAUUGUCCAAGCCUAUUCAGCCUGCCUGCCCCAUGUGCGCUUCUAUGGACCAACCAACUUCUCCCCCAUUAUCAAUCAUGUGGCCCGGUUUGCUGCCCAGGCUACCCAGCAGGAGUUUGCAGCACAGUACUUCAUCCUCCUGAUCAUCACAGAUGGCGUCAUUAGUGACAUGGAUGAGACAAGACAUGCGGUAGUGCAGGCCUCCAAGCUGCCCAUGUCCAUCAUCAUCAUAGGAGUGGGGAAUGCAGACUUUGCAGCCAUGGAGUUCCUGGACGGUGACAACCGGGUGCUCCGGUCAUACACCGGCGAAGAGGCUGCCCGGGACAUUGUGCAGUUUGUGCCAUUCCGUGAGUUCCGCAAUGCACCUAAAGAAACAUUGGCCAAAGCAGUACUGGCAGAACUACCCCAGCAAGUUGUUCAGUAUUUCAAGCAUCAAAACCUGCUUCCCAUCAACUCAGAGCCUGCGUAGUGCUGAGCGCAUUAGUGUCAUCUGCAUGUUGCCAGUCGUUGUCGAAUCCCCAAGGGUGCAUUUCAUGUGCUUUUAAAGAUUGGUAUUUUUUAAUGUAAUUCUUUUUAUUUGUAAAGACCUGAAAGCUCACCCCAGAGAAGUUACCUGCCUUUACUUUUUACAUUCCUAGGCCAGGGGGUAACACUAAUAGGCCAAACAGAGACCUCUCCCAAUGCCAUUGCAUCACUUUUAUUAAGUAUUGAAUGUACUUUGUAUAAUUCUAGUGGAACAGAAACACAUUUUUACAAUUGGAACUUGCCUUUUCCAAGCAAGGAAAUGCUUAAUAUAUUAUUAAUAUUAUUAUCCAAUGAACUGUGCAUAGGUCACGUAUCUGUGUUGUACCUGUACCUCUUUCAUGCUCUAUGUUCAUUUUUAUACCGUGUACAUGUUAUUUGUUAUACUCAGGUUAAUAAAGAAACUCAAACAACCAGAGGGCUGAUUCCAUUGCAUGGACAUAAUGCAGACCUCUUAGCUCCCUGUCUUUAAGGUUUGUUUGGUUUUGUUGACUUGGACCAAAUGGGUUACCUGUGUGAUCAUUUGACUCCUCCUUUGCAAGAAGGAUGUCUGGCUUAUUUUUCCAGUUGCUUGUAUCUUAAAUAUUGACUGGAGUCCCCAUCCAUCAAAGCACAGAAGCAAAUGCUUAAGUCCCACUGAUUUCAAUGGUUGGUUGAAAUGUGUAAUUAAAACGAAGCCUUUGUGUAGGUUUUUGGCUGGAUAAGGAUGGCAUAAUAGUUUGAUUAAAUGUAAACAUGCUCUUUUUUUGCUAGGUUAGGACCCAGGUUUUCUGUCAAAUGCAUUUGGGACAUGGUAUAAUCACACACACUUAAUUACUUGACCCUCACAGUACCCAUGGAGUGUUGUCUGCAUGAUGUAGAUGGGGAAAUGAAGUACGGAGAAGUGAAGUGAUUUGUCAAAGGCAUCCAGUGAGCAAUUAGCAGAAUCAACAACUGGUCUCAGAUAAGUCCAGGUGCUAACUUGCAGGUGUGUCUGUCACUUAGUUCAGUGAAACUGGGUAUGGUCUUUACUUCACAUCUCCUUUCAUGAAACCAUGUUGCUGUUACUAUGAUGAUGACUUUGAGGAUUUCAGUUCUCCUUGUGUACUUUGAUCUUGUCCAGAAUGUAUGAGUCUCUGAUGGUAGCAGCUGGAGAUGGGAGAAUUUUACUAGAUCAGCAAGUCCAUUUCACCAGUAUCCAGGCAUGUAGGGGGCAUGUAUCAUAUAUUUAACAAUUUGCUAUACUUGAUCUAUGCCAAAAAAGCUAGAAGCAUUAAAUCUUCAGUGGUGAGUGUCAAUGUGGCUUAGUUGGCAGCUCUUUUACCUCUGCUCCAAAAGUUAGUAGAUCUCUAACCAGACAAAUGCCUCUAUUCUAAUGCUGAGGGCACAUUGUGAAGCUAUUUAGAAGACUUCACGUUCUGAUAAGAUAUUAAAACACGGCCCUUGCUUUCCUGUAUAUGGAUAUUUCUACUGAUGCCAAAGAAGCAGGGCUGUUUUCCAACAGACCUGGGAAUCAGACCUCCCUCCGUAUGAAACUACUUUCCAGUGUCCUGGCUUGUGUGAAACCCAGAUCUGACAGCAUAGCUGCUACUCUAUCUUGUACCAUGACAACACCCUUGGAAUCUAACCUAUUGUCCUGGAAGUCACUGUGGGUAUUGCUGUUGCCUACAGAGCUCUAGAGUAAGCCCAGUGUAUUUAUACUGAAACCCUGCUGUUACAGGAACUGUUUUACAGCAAAUCAAAUAUAGUUUCUAACAAACAUGCAUCAGCAGAUACAUUUGAAACAUUGAGGCAUGUGUGUGUUAACUUUAGAAGUAGAAGUGAGGUCAGUGGUGGCUCUUCCGGAAUAUGGAGCUGUUGCACUGGAGGAGCUCAGUAACAGCAAUAUUCACCUCCCUGAGAAAUCAGAUUGCAAGAGAUCUCCCUGGCUUUCCAGGACAGCCUAGCUCUCAUUGAUUGACAGAUUCUUUACCCGGUCAUCAGCUACUUUGUCCCGCUCUCCAGAACUUAAGGGAGGACAGAGGCAGCUUCUCCUUGUCAAAACAGGAGCCAUACUUCAAAGGGAAGAGGGAGCCCAUCUUGGUGGCCAUGGCUGUAACUACCCACAGCAGCGAGGAAGCAGUCAUGGGCAGUGUGAGUAAUAUUCAAAUAAAAGGUAAGAUAGGAGAGCCUGAACCCAGCUGUUUUUUUCC